AUGCACAUCUUGAGAAAGUCUUGCGCACAACGCAAGGAGUACAAUGCUUCUGCUUGGCUACUUCUUAGCACAACGACGUUGGAAGUUAGUGUGCCUGCAAAGAGAAACCACUGUGAGAUUUACAACGCCUGUACUGCGGAGAGUGAAGCGUCUUAAUGGAGUCUGAUCUACUCGGCUUCGCAUACCUUCAUGCAGAUAAAGCCAUUUCUCGGUCGAAGCCCAACACAAUUUUCGUUUCCUGGGGACUGAAGUUUGGGCUGUGAUGUUGUUGGCAUUUUAGCCAAGAAAAUUAAACAAGAUGAGAUGCUUGGCUGAAAACGUGCGUCGUUCAAAAACGUCUUUGCUUAAGCUCCCUAUUAUUUGCCUAAUACGACGGUUCUCUUCCCCUGUACACUAAUCUGAAAGAUACCACUCGAGCCCAUACCAUCAUAAUCGUCGAUUCUAUGUUUCAAAGAUUAAUUUAUAAAUUGAUUAACAUAUAUUAAUCAAGUUCGCAGGAUUUGCUGAUUAUUUUUCCUCAGUGCUUGCGCUAGUCUUAGUUUCAUUAAAGCUAUUUAUUCCUCUUUUUAAUUUCCCUUCUAGAUGUUAACGAGUGUUUUCGGGGAGUUUGUGGACAGGAUAAGUGUGUCAAUGCACCUGGUUCUUAUUACUGCUUAUGCCGACGUGGAUUUCACAAAGUUAAUGGCAAGUGCCAAGGUAUGUUUUACCCGGACUCUAAGGACCUCUUUGGUAUUUUAUGCAUGGGAGUGCUCUUAUACAAGGAAGACUUACGAGGUUGAUAGGCGUAUGUCCUUUUCUGUGGUGAGGAGAAACGAUCAAACCCUAGACAUAACCCCGCUGCUCAGCGGCUCCUCAAUUGCCCCUCAACUUCACUUAAAUAGUUCUAUGGCCUGGAGUUAUCAUGCUACGUUGGAGUUAUUAUGUUUAUUAGAGGUUGGUGGAGUCGUUGUAGGAUGAAGGUAGGUUUUGGGUGCAACUUGUAUGAGAAACUUCCUUGAUUUGAAUAAGCCAAUCAGAAACCAGGAUGUUUACUGAGAACAAUUAUAAAAUUCCACACCUUUCCUUUUCGGGCUUACGCCAGCAAGUUUUUCACUAUAAAUAUGAGUCGCAAGUAUACUCAUGUCCCAGAUAUCUCCCCAAGGGGAAAAAAGCAAAGUUGUUGAUUUGUCGCUUUCUGACAGCUCCCAGUUCAGUUUACAUAUAUUUUCCUUUUCGACAGACGUUGAUGAAUGCGCUAACAGCAAUGGUUUUUGCGAACAAACUCGGUCUUCAUGUGAAAACAAGCCGGGCAGUUACAGUUGCCUUUGCAAACAGGGUUUUCUCUUGGACGGUAACGGAAGAACAUGUUCAGGUAAAAGACUGAUGAUAUCCGUCAAGCACCUGCUCUAACCAACCACUUGAAAGCAAAACGUGUAGUGUGUAAAUUACCAGGGCCUAUUCCUUUUCUAAUUCCAGGGUAAUUUGUAAGCCACCCCGGUCCGUUGUUGUAGUUAAAAGAUACUUCUAAUGAAUUUCGCGGCUAUCCAAUGGUCAUUUCGUCAUGACGUUGCACAUGAUCAGCCAAGGCUGUCUCCUGGAAAUGUGUUUUUUUCCGAAGUUUCGAGUGAUCUAAAGGUCGAUCAUUGCAUUUCAUCAUAAUCAUCAUACACUUUAUUACGACUCCUCUAUACGAGGCUAUUCUGUCGUAAUAUACAAGAAUAACAAUGAUACAAUGAUAAAAUUACAAUAGGGAAAAAAUAUUUACAUCUGUUACAACAAGAAAUAUUUAUAUGAGUUUAUAUACAGUCAUAAAAAUUUGAUUCAAUCUAAGAAGCGUUUGCAAGAAAGUGGACGGCGAGUUUCCUUUUAAAACUUGAGAUAUUGUUUAAGUUCCGAAUGUUUUCUGGGAGUAGGUUGUAUUCUUUUGCCCCACGAAAGGCGAAACAGCGUUGACCAGUUGAUAAUCUGCAUUUAGGUAGAUUUAACUGUGACAUGUUUCUAGUGCUGCGUCCUAACACACUAAAUCUAUCAUCUAUCUAUUCUGUAGGUAAUAGGCCUUUUGCAAUGGUUGGUCACGAGAUCAACUUUCGGUAAACACAGAAACAGUUUGCUUUUGAAAAAUUUUUGUUAGCACGAGCUGAAAGAGCAUAUUAAAAUUAGGUAACCUGUAAAUUUUCAGCCUUAUAUCUCAAAAGGAUUUGUAUCGAAAACCAUUCAAGCGUGACUGGGUGGCAAAAGUUGUUUUUCUCAUACAAAUCCUCUAAUUUUCGGCGGCCGUUGCAAUCGCUACUUUUGAGAUAUACAGCUGAAAAUUUGCAGGUUACCUAAUUUUAAUAUGCUCUUUCAGCUUCUCCUAACAAAAUUUUUCAAAAGCGAAAUGUUUUCGUGUUUACCGAAAGUUGAUCACUUGAUCAAGUAUUGCAAAAGGCCUAUUGCCUAAGAUCAAUGGUAUGCUCAUGCAGACAUGUUCUACUCGUUCGCAAUUUGAAGUCUGUUGGAUCUUAGGAGAAACACACAAUGGCUGCUCUCCAUUCCCCCAAAAUUAAACUGCGAUAUCGUAAAGAUGGUAAACCACCGUUUAUACACCCCGCACUAAUAAGUCCUCUCAGUUAUAGGCCCAUCUACCUGAAAAUAAAAAGAUACAUACGAUUAUAAGCGCCCUUCUAGAUUGUAUUGAAAUGAAUUCGGUUUAUUAUCAAGUUUUGGAACAUGGUUAAAAAAACUAAUAUAUAGAUUUAGCCACAGCUAAAAGCGAAGCUCCCAUUGAUAAAUUUAUAACUUAAAGCAAAUCGUUAACUUAAGGUCUCGGUAAAUGAAAAUUUUAGUACAUUGCUCGAUUUUGUUUUUUUUGGAUUUUUGGCAUGAGUGGGUCCUAAAUUUUAAUUUGGCAGAAAAAGGAAAUCAGAAAGUGCUUUUUAACCCUUCUAAAAUGAGCCUUUUCUGAGCUAACCAGCCAAGCGUGGACUUCGCGCUAAAUCUUUAGAGCUGAUUUUCUCUCACUCUAUUUUAGACGCAAAAAUCAAAAUUCUCCGACCUCCAGUCGGGACAGGUUUUAAGCUAUCGCUUUGAAACUUUCAGAUAUGAUGGAUAAUGAUAUAGACUCAAAAAGGGUGUGAGGAAUUUUCCGAUUUCCCUUUGUAACUCAUUUUAUGUCAGUUUCUUUGCGUAAAUCGCGCUCGAGAUUCGACUUUUUAGUUUGAAAUGCAAUAAUUCCGCUAACACGAGACAUCUGCAAAUUUCCUCACACACUUUUUUAGGUCUUUUAUCUGUCAAUCAGAUGCAAUAAAAAGGAAGUGAAUAUUUAACAACGCGAAAGGGCUGGAGCUUCAGCAGUAAACUCGAUACCUCUGAGUUCGAGAACAAAAAACUUAAAUACCUUUUGAAAUUCGAUGAAAUAAAAUCUUUUAUAAGGUAAUUUAGUCUUUUAGCUUUAAUUUGAUAUGUAACUUGCCUUUGUAGCGAAAAUACUCGCGCGACUAGAAUUUUUUUCUGUGGGCACCUCGUUUUCCUUUACCGAGACCUUAAGGGCACAUUCAUGUGACUUGUGAGGGAAAAGCUAAGUGAUUUUGGAGUGAAACAAAUCUUGUAUCGAGUUGAUAUAGCCCUAUAUGUACACCCAAAAAAUAGUCUUCGGCCACAUUUAAGAGCAAUAAUGGCUCUUGAUCACAGUAGAUAAUUAAGGCGUGGAAAACAAAUUCUUGGAAAACAAAUCAGACCGAAUUUUUUCCUUCGACAAGUUUACAAAUUCUUGCAAACCAAUCUUUUAUUAUUUUUUACAGACCACAUCUGAGGAGAAAGAGUACUAUGAGGCGCGGUUUUAA
This is a messenger RNA of Porites lobata, 3800 nucleotides long. The record is from the annotation of a GenBank genome assembly. Lineage: Eukaryota; Metazoa; Cnidaria; Anthozoa; Scleractinia; Poritidae.